Molecule: messenger RNA, 2721 nt
Organism: Benincasa hispida (wax gourd)
Lineage: Eukaryota; Viridiplantae; Streptophyta; Magnoliopsida; Cucurbitales; Cucurbitaceae
Product: acetyl-coenzyme A carboxylase carboxyl transferase subunit alpha, chloroplastic-like
Biological process (GO): fatty acid biosynthetic process
Cellular component (GO): acetyl-CoA carboxylase complex
Molecular function (GO): carboxyl- or carbamoyltransferase activity; acetyl-CoA carboxylase activity
Source: RefSeq, a predicted model, not a curated record
UGGCGUUUCUUUCUUUCACUCGGAUUCGUCCAGAACCGAAAGGCAAAAGAACUGCAAUUCUUCCACUGCCAAUUUUCAGUCUGAAAAAUCCCAUUUGUUUUCCUUCCAGCUUUCUGCAGAUUCUUCAGUAAAAUCCAAAUGUACCCAUCUCAGUACCAUUGGAUUGAAUUUUCCCGUCAGCCAGUUAAUGGAAAAAGAUAUUUCCUUGCAUUUCUUUGACAGGACAUAAUGAACAAUCCUUUCAAUGGUAUUUGCCACGUUAUUCUGCUGAAAUGAAACACAAGAGUAGGAAUAUAGCUCGUGGACUCUUGGAUGUACUUGAAGUAGUAUAUUGACUUUCCAUGAAGAUGACAACACUAUCUUUAGCAUCUGGAAACGUUGUAAACAAAGAUUGCUGGUUGGAGUUUCCUUGUCUGUACUUUGUAGAAGGUCCUUUGGCUGGUAAACUCCUUAGAAGUUCAUAUAGAAGAGGGUUGGAUGAUCCAAAAUUUCCCCGGAUUAAGAGCAGGAACAAAUUUUGUGUCACUGCAAAGGUUAAAAAGUGGAGGAAGCAUGAUUAUCCUUGGCCAGAUGAUAUGGAUCCAGACGUUAAAAGUGGGCAUUUGACUUAUCUGUCUUACUUCAAGCCUCUGACAGAGAAACCAAAACCCGUCACACUUCCAUUUGAGAAGCCUCUGGUUGAUUUAGAGAAAAAGAUCAUUGAGAUUCGUAAUUUGGCUGAUGAAACCGGUUUAGAUUUCAGUGAUCAAAUUGGUACACUCGAGAACAAGUAUCAGAUGGCUCUUAAAGAUUUGUACACACAUUUGACGCCAAUUCAGCGAUUAUCAAUUGCACGACAUCCCAACAGACCAACAGUUCUUGAUCAUAUAUUAAACAUCACAGAAAAGUGGGUAGAACUCCAUGGAGAUCGUGCUGGGUAUGAUGAUCCAGCUAUUGUUACUGGCAUUGGGAGCAUUGAAGGUAAAAGCUAUAUGUGUAUAGGACAUCAGAAAGGUAGGAACACCAAGGAGAACAUUGCUCGCAACUUUGCAAUGCCAACACCUCAUGGCUAUCGGAAGGCUUUACGGAUGAUGAAAUAUGCUGAUCAUCAUGGUUUGCCUAUCCUUACUUUUGUUGACACUCCUGGGGCAUUUGCUGAUCUAAAGUCUGAGGAACUUGGACAAGGUGAGGCAAUAGCCCAUAACCUGAGGACCAUGUUUGGUCUAAAGGUUCCCAUUGUAACAGUGGUAACUGGUGAAGGUGGUUCAGGAGGAGCUCUUGCUAUUGCUUGUUCAAAUAAAAUGUUCAUGAUGGAGAAUUCUGCUUUCUAUGUUGCAAGUCCUGAAGCCUGUGCUGCAAUAUUGUGGAAAUCCUCCCAAGCAGCUCCUAAGGCUGCAGAGAAAUUGAGGAUCACCGCUCAAGAGCAUUAUAGGCUCAAAAUUGCUGAUGGUAUCAUCCCUGAGCCUCUUGGUGGUGCACAUGCUGAUCCUGUAUGGUCCUCCCAACAAAUUAAAUCUGCAAUAAUCCAGGCAAUGGAGGAAUUGUCGAGCAUGAGUACGGAAGAGUUGCUCCACCACAGAAUGCUCAAAUACCGACACAUUGGCGGUUUUCAAGAAGGUGUUCCCAUUGAUCCACAGAGAAAACGCAAGAUGAAGCCAUCUCAAACCAGCCUGCCAAAGGCUGAUGACAUAGAAUCAGAACUUGAGGAUCUAAAGAAGAAGAUUCUAAAAGUCAAAGGCCCAUCUGAUCCAAUCACAGUCCAAACAAUUGAGAAACUGAAGCAAGAUGUUGACAAAGAGAUAACCAAUGCAUUCAUCUCCAUGGGCUUAAUAGAGAAGCUUGAAUCACUCAAGCUAGAACUCUCCAAAGCUCCAAAUGGAUCUCCUAAUCAACCACUCAGCAGAAACCUGAAGGAAAAAGUAGACAAAAUCAUGCAAGAAUUCAAACAGAACUUAUCAAAGCCUGGUUCCUACCUGGAUUUGAAACAGAAGCUUGAAAAACUUGACAUGGUUAACAAUCUCAUUGAGCAAAAGAAGAAAAGUGAAGAACUCAAAACAGAGAUCAACAACAAAAUCCCAUCCGAGACAAAAGCAAAACUGAAACAGUUGAAGGAUACUUGGGACAAUAUCAUCUCUAAUGGAGCGUCAAUAGACAAAGACCUCAUAGAAGAACUCGAAAGAGUCAAGGCAGAGCUUGUUAAUGUCUUAAAGACAGCAAAUUUAGAAGUCAUUGCAGUGGUGAAAAAGAGUGCAACCGCACCAUCAGCGGAGGUGAAAGAAAAGGUGCAGCGUUUGAAAGAGGAGAUCAAUGGAGAGAUUGAGAGGGCCAUAGUAAUGGAGGGGAUUGGUGGGAAGAUUGAGGAAUUGAAAGCGAAAAUGGCGGAUGGGUUGAAUCUGAAAGAGGUUGAGAAGGUGGAAGCUGAGAUAAAAGAGAAGAUUUUUGAAGCUUUGGAGGCAUCUGGCUUGAAAGAGAAAGUGGAGAAUCUGAAAAUGGAGGUGGCGUCGACCAUGGCGGCUGGUGCAGAAGGUAUGGUUGGUGUUGAUAAUGGCAGGUUUUAGUUAAAUGCAUAAUAUAAUGGCUUUAUAUCUUGAGAGCGUGGGAAAUAUCAAUUAUUGAGGCUUUAUUUUUCAAUUGUAAUAAAACGUUUCUUUAGUUGAGACACACCGAGAUGGAUGGAGGUUGUAAUGUUCAUAUGAUUUCUAAUCAUACUCACAAUCAUAUUAAAAACAUCUUUAAAUACUA